AUUAUUUGGGGCUGAGUGAGCCUCUCAAUCGUCCCCUUCCUCACUUCUCUCUGUUUUUUCUACCCUUCGAGCUGUUUGACUGAUCAUUUUCCUUUGAAGAGAUUCUGGUCUGCUUUCCCCCGCCCCAACUGACGCUUAAAGCCUUGUAACGAGAUUUGCUUGCUGUUCCCGGAAGCCGUUCUGCUCCACCCUUCAGCCGCCGUCGCCGCCUCCAAUUUGCAUCUCCGGUGAUCCUACCUCAACCCUUUACCUGCUGCGAGAUUGCGCCCGAGCUCAAUUCGUCCCGGGAGAUGAAGAUGGAGGUGGGUGUGGGUAUGGCGGGUGAGUUGUGGGACAAUGAUGAAGAGAGGGCCAUGGUUGCGGCCGUUCUGGGCACCCGGGCUUUCGAUUACUUGAUCUCGAGCUCGCUGUCUAACGAGAAUCUUCUAAUGGGCGUAGGGAGCAACGAGAACCUGCAGAACAGGCUCUCCGACCUAGUGGACCGCCCGAACGCCUCGGGUUUUAGCUGGAACUACGCCAUCUUUUGGCAAAUCUCGCAGUCCAAAUCCGGUGAUUUGGUCCUCGGAUGGGGGGACGGGUGCUGCAGGGAGCCCCGGGAUGGAGAGGAGUCGGAGGCCACCCGAAUCAUCAAUUCGAAAUUCGAGGAGGAUGGUACUCAGCAGAGCAUGAGAAAGAAGGUGCUGCAGAAACUACACACCUUGUUCGGUGGGUUGGAAGAGGAUAGUUACGCACUUCAGCUGGACCGUGUGACGAAUACUGAGUUGCUGUUCUUGGCAUCCAUGUACUUCUCCUUCCCGAGAGGGGAAGGUGGUCCUGGGAAGUGUUUUGCAUCGAGGGUGCAUAUCUGGUUCACAGAUGCGUUGGGAUCGGGUUAUGAAUGUUGUGUCCGCUCGUCUCUCAUGAAGUCUGCGGGAAUGCAGACUAUCCUCUGGGUUCCGGCAGAUGCGGGGGUGGUGGAGCUUGGAUCGGUGAGAUUCGUGCCCGAAAGUUUGGAGUUACUGCAGUCGAUUAGGUCUUCUUUUUCGCUGAAUUCUUCAGUCUUGCCAAGGAUCAAUGGAGUGAAACAGGCAAAUGGGGAGACGAACCCCAAGAUUUUUGGGCAGGAUUUGAGUUUGAUGCACAGUGGUCGUGCGCAGUUCAGGGAGAAGCUCCCAAUCAGAAAGAUGGAAGAGAAGCAACCUCGGGAAGUUCAUCCAAAUGGUGUUGGGCUUGCCUUCCCCAGUCCUCGGAACGGGAAGCGUCCCUCAAGUUGGAAUUUUGUUCAUGAUGUAAAACAGGGAAACUCUGUUGGUCCAUAUGGUCCUCAACCCCGGGUUGAGAAUUCAUUGCCUCCUAUUAAUGGAGCAAGAGUAGAUUCUUGGCUCGAGCACUGCAAGUCGCAAAAUUGGACGCAAAUGCAAAUAGAUUUUUCAGGGGCCACAUCGAGGUCCUCAGCUACUGCCCGACCACUUAGCACCGAGGCAGAGCAUUCAGAUGCUGAAGCUUCCUGCAAAGAAGAGCGAGCAGGUGCAGUUGAUGACAGUAGACCCCGCAAGAGGGGAAGAAAGCCUGCCAAUGGAAGGGAAGAGCCUCUCAAUCAUGUGGAGGCUGAGAGGCAGAGACGAGAGAAACUCAACCAGCGGUUCUACGCCCUGCGUGCCGUCGUGCCUAACAUCUCCAAGAUGGACAAAGCCUCUCUUCUCGGAGAUGCCAUUGCUUAUAUUAAUGAGCUUCAGGCAAGGCUUAGAACCAUGGAAGCAGAGAGGGAUAACUAUGUGAGCACAUCAAGCAAUUCGGGUCCAAAGUCUGGUCCAGAGGUUGAUGUUCAAGCUGCCCGAGACGAGAUUAUCGUCAGAGUCACCAGUCCCGUGGACUCAGACCCCGCAUCUCAAGUGAUUCAAGCAUUCAAAGAUGCACAGAUUUCUGUCAUUGAAUCGAAGAUCGCAGCAGCAAACGACACUGUGUUUCACACAUUUGUGGUCAAGUCUCAAGGGGGCGAGCCACUUACUAAGGAGAAGUUGAUCGAAGCAAUUUCUCGUGAAUCUAGCUCCUCGUAGUCAUUCUCAGUCCUGUUGGCGCAGAUAUUAUUUGCACCUAACAUAGUCCAUAGGAAUUAGAUUUCUGCAGAAGGAGCUCAGGAAUUUACUGCUUUGGUUCUUGUACAAAAGCGAUUCUCGUAUACAAAGUUCGAGUCUCGUACUGGUAUCACCGUAGUGGAGUAUUUUUCCCUUCUUUAAUUUCAGUUGUAUAAGUCUUAAGAGAUUGCCAUUUUUGGUCGUCACCAAGCUGAUUAUUUUCUUCAUAGCUUUGCUAUUAAUACAUUAUCAGACCGUUUGCCUUGCCACUUUUGGUGCUCUUGCUGGAUCUAUUGUUUCCAUCUCAUGUUGUCAUGUUUGUCUCUGGCAAGCGGGGAGCAGACGAGUCCCUUUCGUCUUUCCGGGGGAGAAUAUCUAAUUGAGACCGAACACAGCAGCGGUCGUGGCGCUUUCACGUGGCUCGUGCCUUGUUGUGCUGCGGACCAACAAAGCGGAAAAGCGGCUGCGAGAGAUUCUUAAUUAUUGGAUGACGAAGCUUUGCCUGGUCUGGUCAGAUAUACAUUAUUCAUGACAUGUGAAAAAGCAAAGGAAAGAAUAGAUACCGUUCUCAAAGUUUGGAUCCCAUUCCAAUCUUCAGUCUUUUGCUAUGCGCAAAGUGAAUUAAGGUAUCUCUUGCCUUUGGUGGAAAGGAAUUUAGGGGCUAAAGCAGCCCAAGGAAAGAAAAUUAAUUGAUUUUUUUUAGUGAGAAAUAGUUGUGCUUAGAUAUUCACAUUCCAUAGUAGGAAAUGUAAUGAUUAUUAGUCUUGAAAUAUAGGAAGUGGUUCCCAUGUUAUUGAAAUUCUUCCCUCCUGCUUUACUGGUUCCCUUGUCA
Punica granatum (pomegranate) is the source of this 2886-nucleotide messenger RNA. NCBI's taxonomy places the organism in Eukaryota, Viridiplantae, Streptophyta, Magnoliopsida, Myrtales, Lythraceae. The record is from RefSeq and is a predicted model, not a curated record.